AUGGUUGGCAUUGAAACGGCCUUGAAGCUGGACGAUCUAAACUGUAAGCCACAAAUUGAAUACGAAAAUUGUCCGGUUUGUGGGGACCGUGUCUCCGGGUACCAUUAUGGAUUACUAACAUGUGAAUCAUGCAAGGGAUUCUUCAAGCGUACGGUGCAAAACAAAAAAUCAUAUCAGUGUUCGGCAGAUCAGAAUUGUGCGGUUGACAAAUCUUGUCGAAAGCGAUGUCCGCAUUGUCGAUUUCAAAAAUGUAUACAGCGUGGGAUGAAGGUUGAAGGUUAG
This is a messenger RNA of Thelazia callipaeda (thelaziosis nematode), 282 nucleotides long. Lineage: Eukaryota; Metazoa; Nematoda; Chromadorea; Rhabditida; Thelaziidae. The record is from the annotation of a GenBank genome assembly.